UGCCAACAAACCUCCGGCCUUGGCGCUCGCUGCCCGCGGCACCGCUGCCGCCGUGCAGGGUGAGCGCUCUGGAAAACGCGAUGUCGGAUAAAGGGAGCAGCAUGGAGGGGAAGACGGACAUAGUGAAUGGCAGCUUGUCCAGCAGCCCGGAGGAGAUGUCAGCCGAGGAGGGCCGAGAAACCUCCUCUGGCAUUGAGGUGGAGGCCUCCGACCUCAGCCUGAGCCUCACGGGAGACGACGUGGGGCCCAACCGCACCAGCACAGAGAGUCGGGACACGGACACGGAGAGCUCGGGGGAAGAGAAGGACUCUGACAGCAUGGACGACACGGGCCACUACUCCAUAAACGAGGAGAACCGUGCCCUUGACCGGUCGCACUCGGAGGAGGAAGAGGAGGAGGACGAAGAGGAGGAGCAGCGGUCCCACCGCCGUGCCCAGCGCAAGCGUGCCAACCACGACCAAGACUCCUCUGACGACGAGCAGGCCCUGGAGGACUGGGUGUCCUCGGAGACCACGGCGCUGCCCCAGCCCCGCUGGCAGGCGGUCCAUGCCCUCCGGGAAAGGGAGCUGGGCUCCAGCGCCCGCUUCGUUUACGAGGCCUGUGGGGCCAGGGUCUUCGUGCAACGCUUCCGCCUCCAGCACGGCCUGGAGGGCCACACGGGCUGCGUCAACACCCUGCACUUUAACCAGCGUGGCACGUGGCUGGCCAGCGGCAGCGAUGACCUCAAAGUGGUGGUGUGGGACUGGGUCAGGAGGCAGCCGGUGCUGGAGUUCGAGAGCGGCCACAAGAGCAACGUCUUCCAGGCCAAGUUCCUCCCCAACAGCGGCGACUCCACUCUGGCUAUGUGUGCUCGGGACGGCCAGGUCCGGGUGGCCGAGCUCUCCGCCACCCAGUGCUGCAAAAACACCAAGCGCGUGGCACAACACAAAGGCGCUUCGCACAAGCUGGCCCUAGAACCGGAUUCUCCAUGCACUUUCCUAUCAGCAGGUGAAGAUGCUGUAGUCUUCACCAUUGAUCUGAGACAAGACCGGCCCGCCUCGAAACUGGUUGUGACAAAGGAAAAGGAGAAGAAAGUGGGUCUGUACACCAUCUACGUGAACCCAGCCAACACCUACCAGUUUGCUGUGGGAGGCAGAGAUCAGUUUGUCAGGAUUUACGACCAGCGGAAAAUAGAUGAGAAUGAGAACAACGGCGUACUAAAGAAGUUCUGCCCUCACCACUUGGUGAACAGCGAGUCCAAAGCCAACAUCACCUGUCUCGUACAGACCAAACUUCCCUGGUCUCCCCCCAGCCACGACGGCUCGGAGCUGUUGGCUAGCUACAACGAUGAAGACAUUUAUCUCUUCAACUCCUCUCACAGUGACGGAGCGGAGUACAUCAAGAGAUACAAGGGACAUCGCAAUAAUGCCACUGUGAAAGGCGUCAAUUUUUAUGGCCCGAAAAGUGAGUUUGUGGUGAGCGGCAGCGAUUGCGGCCACAUCUUCCUGUGGGAGAAAUCGUCCUGCCAGAUCGUGCAGUUCAUGGAGGGCGACAAGGGAGGAGUGGUGAACUGCCUGGAGCCCCAUCCCCACCUCCCCGUC
Aptenodytes forsteri (emperor penguin) is the source of this 1580-nucleotide messenger RNA. RefSeq names its product DDB1 and CUL4 associated factor 8 (gene DCAF8). Lineage: Eukaryota; Metazoa; Chordata; Aves; Sphenisciformes; Spheniscidae. Gene Ontology annotation, molecular function: protein binding. The record is from RefSeq and is a predicted model, not a curated record. Gene Ontology annotation, cellular component: cytoplasm; Cul4-RING E3 ubiquitin ligase complex.